Scleropages formosus (Asian bonytongue) is the source of this 1623-nucleotide messenger RNA. RefSeq names its product tyrosinase-like. Bases 1 to 1623 code for a protein of 540 amino acids. Gene Ontology annotation, biological process: melanin biosynthetic process; pigmentation. Gene Ontology annotation, molecular function: tyrosinase activity. NCBI's taxonomy places the organism in Eukaryota, Metazoa, Chordata, Actinopteri, Osteoglossiformes, Osteoglossidae. The record is from RefSeq and is a predicted model, not a curated record. The transcript is spliced from 5 exons.
AUGUUGCUCUUGACGCUCAGCGCUCUCCUCUUUUUUUUCCUGCUUCCAGGACCCUCAAAGCAGCAGUUCCCAAGACCCUGCAUCACCACUGAGGCUCUGCGCUCCAAGCAGUGUUGCCCCCUGUGGGCAGGCGACAGCUCGGCCUGCGGGGCGCUCUCUGGCCGGGGGUCCUGCGAAGACGUGGUGGUUUCGGAGCUCCGCAAUGGGCCUCAGUACCCCUUCUCUGGAGUUGAUGACAGGGAGCGUUGGCCCCUGGUCUUCUACAAUCGCACAUGUCGCUGUGCUGGAAACUUCAUGGGCUUCGACUGUGGUGGCUGCAGGUUCGGCUACACGGGAGAGCAGUGUUUGCAGCAGAGGCCACGGGUGCGCAGGAACGUGCUCCAUUUGUCAGAAGCUGAGAGGCACAAGUUCAUCUCAUACCUGAACCUGGCCAAGAACACCGUAAGCCUGGAUUACGUGAUGGUGACGGGGACGUAUCGCGAGAUGGACAAUGGCUCAAGACCCAUGUUCUCAAAUGUGAGUGUCUAUGACCUGUUUGUGUGGCUGCACUACUACGUGUCCCGGGCCGCUUUGCUGGGGGGCCCUAACAACGUGUGGGAGGAUGCAGAUUUCGGCCACUGGGCCCCCGGCUUUCUGCCUUGGCACCGUGUCUUCCUGCUCCUAUGGGAACAGCACAUCCAGAAGCUGACGGGAGACGAGGAAUUUGCCGUGCCUUAUUGGGACUGGAGGGACGCGCGCGACUGUCAGGUGUGCACAGACGAGCUGAUGGGAGGCAGGAGCCCCUUAGAUCCAAAGCUCAUCAGCCCUGGCUCCGUAUUCUCCUCCUGGAAGGUGAUCUGCUCUCUUGCACCUGAGUACAACAUCAGGGGAGUGCUGUGUGAUGGCACAGCAGAGGGCCCUCUGCUACGUAACCCUGGCAACCACGACCGGGGAUUCAGCAGUCGACUGCCCACCUGGGCCGACGUGGAGUUCACUGUGAGCCUUCCGGAUUACGACACGGGAGCCAUGGACAGAACGGCCAACAUGAGCUUCCGGAACACACUGGAAGGCUUUGGGGAUCCCGUGACAGGACUGGGCAGCAGCCGUGAGCUCCACAUGCAUGCCUCGCUGCAUGUGUUCAUGAAUGGCUCCAUGUCCUCGGUGCAGGGCUCUGCCAAUGACCCCAUCUUCAUCCUCCACCAUGCCUUUGUGGACAGCAUCUAUGAGCGUUGGCUGAGGAGACACCAGCCCCCCAGGACCCAGUUCCCUCAGGAAAAUGCCCCCAUCGGGCACAAUGAUGGCUACUUCAUGGUUCCCUUCCUGCCCCUACACCGCAACGGCGAUUACUUCAUCUCCAGCAAGGAGCUUGGGUACGACUAUGCCUACCUGUUGGAGCCAGGUCAGUAUUUUAUCCAGGAGGUCCUAGGCUCCUACGUGGAGCAGGUCCGCCACAUCUGGCCCUGGCUUCUUGGAGCCAUAAUCCUCGGAGCUCUGGUUGCCUUUCUGGCCGGCGUUGCCGUGACAACCCUGGCCCGAGCCUGUCGAAAGCCACACCUGAAGAGAAGGGAGGCAUCACAAUCAAUGGAGAAGCAGCCCCUGCUCAGCAGGACAGGAGACUCUGCCAUGUCCUACCACAUUCCGUGA